Molecule: messenger RNA, 2620 nt
Organism: Capsella rubella
Lineage: Eukaryota; Viridiplantae; Streptophyta; Magnoliopsida; Brassicales; Brassicaceae
Product: receptor like protein 30-like
Exons: 1
Coding region: 1-2400 (799 amino acids)
Cellular component (GO): plasma membrane
Molecular function (GO): protein binding
Source: RefSeq, a predicted model, not a curated record
AUGGUAAUAAUGAUUCCAUGCUUUUCUGGUAUUGUUGUUACUUUGUAUUUCUUCUUCUUUGAUUCUGUCGUUCUACACACUCUUGCUUCUCCUACCGUCCAUCUUUGCCGCCAUGACCAACGAGAUGCUCUUCUCGAGUUCAAACACGAGUUUCCUAAAGCAGAUAUGAAGUCUUCUAGUAGCGCUUACGAUAUGAGUUCAUGGAACAAGAGUAGUGAUUGCUGUUCUUGGGGGGCUGUCAAAUGCGAUGCUAAAUCUGGCCAGGUGAUUUCACUUGAACUUUUUAACCUCGCUCUCAACAACUCUUUGAAACCAAACAGUGGUCUUUUCAAACUCCAAUAUCUUCAAAGGCUAUCCAUUUUAAAGUGCAAUCUCUACGGAGAGAUUCUUUCUUCAUUUGGAAACCUUUCUGAUCUCAUGGAGCUUACACUUGUGUAUAACAUAUUAGUUGGUCAAGUUCCUGCUUCAGUUGGAAACUUAACCCAACUUAGGUCCCUUACCCUUUAUGGAAACGAGUUAAGUGGCAAAUUUUCUGUUUUUUUUACCAACUUCACGAAAUUGUUCGAACUCGAUCUCAAUGAUAACUACUUUGAACCCGAGAUUCUACCCGACAUGAGUCAAUUCCACAACUUGAAGUUUUUUUAUGUGCGUGGAAACUCAUUUUCCGGGUCGUUUCCUACAUCCUUGUUCACGAUUCCUUUGUUAGAGUGGGUUAAUCUGGGAGAAAAUAACUUCACGGGACCCAUAGAUUUUGGGAACGUAUCUUUAUUUUCUAGGCUUCAAUUUCUAUACCUUGCUGAUAACAAAUUCGAUGGCCGAAUCCCUGAAUCCAUAUCUAAAUUUCUCACACUCAAAGAAUUAGAUCUCCAUAACAACUCAUUUUCUGGGCCUUUCCCUACGACCUUGUUUACGAUGCCUUCGUUACAAUGGGCUGAUUUGGCGAGAAACCAGUUCGAGGGAACUAUUGAUUUUGGGAAUAUACUGUCAUCGUCCAACCUUGGUGUUCUAGACCUUUCUGAUAACAAAUUCGAUGGCCAAAUCCCUGAAUCGAUAUCCAAAUUUCUCAAACUCGCAGAGUUAGAUCUUUCCAACAAUAAGUUAGAAGGCAAAGUUCCAGGUUGCUUACUGAGACUAGAAUCGCUGAAGCUUUCUCACAACUCGUUUAGUAGUUUCGGAAAAUCAUCUCAAGUUAUGAUGGAUCAAGCACAAAUGCGUGAGUUGCGUCUUGAUUCGAAUUCAUUCCAUGGACCAUUUCCCCGCUGGAUCUGCAUGCUUAGAUCGCUGGAGCUCUUAGACUUGUCCAACAAUAGCUUCAACGGCUCGGUUCCUCCAUGUGUAAGGAGUUUUGUUGAAAGACUUCAAGUGCUUAACCUACGAAAGAACAAUUUCAGUGGGAUUCUACCAGAUGUGUUUGCCAAUGCUUUUCAUUUACAGGCACUUGAUGUUAGUCGCAAUCGGUUGGAAGGAAGACUCCCUGAAUCCUUGAUCAAUUGCACAUUCAUGAGACUAUUGAAUGUGGAAGUAAACAAAUUCAAUGACAAGUUUCCAUCUUGGUUGGGUUCUCUUCCACGGUUAAGUGUCCUCAUCCUACGAUCAAACCAAUUAUAUGGGCCAAUUAGCUCCACUGGGUUUCAAACAUUAAAAGUCAUUGAUAUCUCACAUAAUGACUUUAGUGGAACCUUGCCCACUUUCUAUUUUUCCAAUUGGCUUGAAAUGAGUCAAAUGAAUCCAUUAAGCUUUGACUCAUACAUGGGAUAUUACAUCCUUAGCAGUUCAGGUUUUUACAUUAGUUCAAUGGAAAUGGUGCACAAAGGUGUAGAUACAGAGUUUGAGAAGAUCCGUACAGAUUAUACAUCCAUUGAUUUUUCAAGCAACAUGUUUGAUGGAAAGAUCCCUGAAUCCAUUGGCUUGCUGAAAGAAUUACGUUAUCUCAACAUGUCGAAUAAUGCUUUCACUAGCAAUAUACCUCAACCAUUGGCAAAUUUGACAAUUCUUGAGUCAUUAGAUUUAUCCCAGAAUCAGCUGUCAGGUCAGAUUCCUGGAGAUCUUGGUGAGCUCUCCUUUUUGUCAACCAUGAACUUUGCCCACAACAAUCUCGAAGGUCCAAUACCACGAGGCACACAGUUUCAGCGCCAAAAUUGUUCUUCCUUCAUGGACAAUCCCAAACUCUCCAAUCUCGAGGACGUAUGUGGAAAACCUCAUGACUCGAAUCUUACAUCACAGGAAUCGGUAGAACCUGAGGAACCAGUUAUUAAUUGGAUAGCAGUGGCAAUAGCGUAUGGACCUGGUGUUUUUUGUGGAUUGGUGAUGGGACAUAUCUUCGUUUCACACAAGCACGAGUGGCUCAUGGAAAAGUUUGGUAGAAAAAAGUCCAGAGUUUUCAUCAGAAGCGCUCGUUGAACACUUCCUCUUGUCAUCUCUCUAAGCAUUUGUCAGGCUUAUGUACGUGUUUGUAAUAUUUUGUCACGAUAUGUGUUCUCCGAAAACUCUUUUCUAUGUUGUAAUUUUCUAAUUUAUGUUUUUGUAAUAAAUUUCUUACGUGGCAGUUUGGGUCAUAUAGGUUUUUGGAAACUAAAGUGGAAGUGAAAUAGAAGCGUACAAAUUAGAUAUGUAAAAUCUA